AUGGUUAAAGUAGCUGUACUUGGUGCUUCCGGUGGUAUUGGACAACCUCUCUCAUUGCUUCUUAAACUUAACGAAGCUGUAACAGAACUUGCACUUUAUGAUAUUGUAAAUACUCCCGGUGUGGCUGCUGACUUGAGUCAUAUUAAUACACCAGCAAAAGUUCAAGGAUACUUGCCAAAUGAUGAUGGACUAAAAAAUGCAUUGACCAAUGUACACACUAUAGUUAUUCCUGCUGGUGUUCCUAGAAAACCUGGAAUGACAAGAGAUGAUUUAUUUAAGAUCAAUGCAGGGAUAGUUCAAAAAUUAGCAACAGAUAUUGCUAAAUAUGCUCCAAAAGCUUUCAUUCUUGUCAUUUCCAACCCAGUAAAUUCCACGGUUCCAAUUGUCGCAGAAGUGUUAAAGAAACAUAAUGUGUUUGAUCCAAAAAGACUUUUUGGAGUAACCACACUUGAUAUAGUCCGUGCUUCCACUUUCGUCAGUUCUAUUUCAGAUACUGACCCUCGUGAAACUCGUGUUCCUGUGGUUGGUGGUCAUAGUGGCGUCACAAUUAUUCCACUUUUAUCUCAAGUCUCACCAUCUCACAAACUCACUCAAGAACAAAUUGCCUCAUUAACAAAUCGUAUUCAAUUUGGCGGUGAUGAAGUUGUUAAAGCAAAAGAUGGUACAGGAUCUGCCACACUUUCUAUGGCUCAUGCUGGUGCUGUAUUUGCAUCUUCUAUUUUUGAUGCAACUAUAAAGGGUAAAUCUGGUAUAGUCGUACAAUCUUAUAUCAAUCUUAAUGCUGAUAAAGAAAACAGCAGCACUCAUCUCAAGGAUAAAAUUGAUGGUUUAGAAUAUUUUUCUUCGAAUAUUGAAUUGGGUCCAAAUGGUGUUUCAAAAAUUCAUCCAAUUGGUAAUAUUUCUGAAUAUGAAAAGACUCUUCUCAAUGCUGCAAUCCCUGAAUUAAAAGCAAAUAUCAAUAAAGCUGCAUUAACGGCACGCUGGUUGGAUGGUAUUCCGACUGGACCGCCAAUAGUAGAUGAUUUGCCGCCCUCACGUGUUAUAAUAACAAGAGUAGAUUUAGAUACCACCGCUAAUUCACAGAAUAAAAAGGGAGAAAAAAGGAAAAAGGAAGAUAAACAACAAUUGAUCGUUGAUUACGAAAAAUUAGAAGUUUAUGAAAGUAGACCUAAUAUUGGUGAUAAUAUUGCUUAUAAGGUUAUUGAAUUAUCCGAUAAUUAUACACCUGGAUUAUCAAGAUAUAAGGAAGCAACAAUAAUUGGAUACGAACCGAUAACAAAUCAAGUCACAUUAACGUUUUCUUCCGCAAACCCAAAUCAAGAAUUAAAAAAAGAUUUUAAUUUUAUAAAUAACAAUGAAUUUGGAAAAUUUAGUCUUUAUGAUUUGGGUGAUGAAUAUAUUCUUGAUAGUCAGAUUGAACCACCAAAAAUAUUUACAAUAAAAUGGGAAGAAUUACAUGAUGUUCGCAAAAUAAUUAAAUAA
Entrophospora sp. SA101 is the source of this 1482-nucleotide messenger RNA. Lineage: Eukaryota; Fungi; Glomeromycota; Glomeromycetes; Entrophosporales; Entrophosporaceae. The record is from the annotation of a GenBank genome assembly.